This is a messenger RNA of Phytophthora sojae, 1188 nucleotides long. RefSeq lists its product as hypothetical. NCBI's taxonomy places the organism in Eukaryota, Oomycota, Peronosporomycetes, Peronosporales, Peronosporaceae. The record is from RefSeq and is a predicted model, not a curated record. The coding region runs from base 1 to 1188 and encodes 395 amino acids. The transcript is spliced from 2 exons.
AUGAUGCCGCGACCCGGAGUACUACUUCGAAUGACGGGCCAACGAUCGAAGAGGCAUCGGAGGCAGGUGCGCAGUCGGCUGGAAGGCCACGGGGCCAGCGACGACCAGGAGGGCUACGAAGAACAGUUUGCCGUUCCCGAUGCGGCUCCCGACGAGGGAGCCGCGAAGGGCCGCGACGCAAGUCGCGGUCCUACCGGUCGGAAGCCUGCAAAAGCCGACGACCAACAACAACCCACCGCCAAGGCAAACACGAAGCGCAAGUCACCCAAGAGGAAGAAUAGGAAAUUGCGCGCGCCGGACUCGGCGGAGGAGUCGCUGUCCAAGCCGCAAGGCAAGAACACGGGACGUCAGUACACCGUCGAGGAGGUACGGUACGUCGUGGCGCGCACGGUGCUCUUCCGUCUGCUAGAACUAGACCCCAUCUCGGUCUUCCUCAAGCCCAUGCUGAUGAGCAACUUCACAGGCCCCGUCGUGGCGCCGGACUUCGAUAGUCUCACCAGCGGUGCCCACGCCUCGCCGACUCUCUUCCAGAUGCUGCGUGACUCGAGGUUCGUGCUGAGGGCUUUCGAGAUGGAGAGGCUGUGCGAUUGGGACCUCAAAUCUUGGUUACGUGCGAUUCGCGUCGUGCAGGAGCCCUUGACGAUUCUCGCCGGAUCCGUCAAACAAGACGCGACGAGUUCCGCGACGGGCCAAGACGCGCCGAGCCCCUCGGCGGGUCCAGCCCAGACUUCGACGACCACGCCCUCGCCUCCACCUCGAUACCAAUCGAGCGUGGACUCCGACAGCAGUUUCGAGUCGCCCAAGCGCAUGCCCAUGAACCGGCCGCCGCGCAUCAUGCAGCUACCCGCGGCGCCCACACGCACAGAGGUGACGAAACCCGCCGAGGAGGUGCUUCCCAAGGCCUUGAGAGAAUCUAUCAUCAGGCUGAUGCAGACGACAGUGAUGAACACCCCGCGCGCCGACACGGCCGCAAUUUCGACGGGGCCGAAGCCGCCCUCGAAUCCCACACCCACGGUGGCUCGCCCCCAGGAGGCAGCGGAUGUCGCCAUGGAGUCGGUCAGUUCGCGUUCUUCGACGAGGUCCAGAACUCGACGCGACGCGGACGAGGCCACGAUGACCUGUUCGACUUGGACAUCGGAGUGCCAAGAACCGCGGCCGCCGUCUCGACGGCGACAGCCGGCGGCGUAG